CAUGUGAUCGCCUUGCUAAACGAGAGAGUCGGUAUCCACGCCCGCAAAUUAAUCGCUGCGCUCCUCGAGCCUAGGUGCUCCUCUACUGAAACGCGUCCGGUAAUCGAACACCCCUGAGCGAGACAGGAGUUGCAGCAGCAACGGAGGCAGCCACCCGAUGUCGCAGCGUUAUAAACCACACCACAGACCAGUCAAAAGUCCACACCAAACGAAGGAGUUCUCGAGCCCCAGACAAUCCCCAACAACGUCAUGGCGGGCGACAAUAUCUGGGAGGAUGAAAUCUUCGCAUCCGUGGCUCGUGACCGGCCCAACCCUACCUCCCGCUCCUCCUCCACCGUAUCCCCCGCCGACCAGGCCGCCCCCUUCUUCCAGUCGGUCGGCGACGUCAGCCUCAGCGACGCUCACCUCGCCGCAGCCGGAGAAGAGGGCGAGCCCAAAUUCACCGGCUGGGACGGGUUCUGGUCGGAUCCGCUCUUCGAGAAUGUCGCGGGUCGGCGCGACCGCGCCGCGGGGCAGCAGGACCGCGAGUUCUGGAAGUAUGAGCUGGACGAGGCGAUCCCGCUGUCGAGUCUCUUUCCCUCUCUCGACUCCGACGCGUGGAACGAGCUGCGGUUCCGCAAAUCGGCCAUCGAGUUCUGGUCGCGGCCUAUUGGGACGGAGCCCGCCGGGCUGUACCUGCGCACCGAGAUCGAGCUCAAUGGAGCGCUAGACGGCGUGUUCCAGGUCUUCCGGACCGUCCUCGGGGAGGCGGUGCAGCCCGUCCUGCGGCUGUCGGCCUAUCUCGGGGUGACCAUGGAGCAGGAUCAGACCAUGGCCAUCGACGGGGUUUCCCUGUCUGGCAGCUUGAUCGGACUGCGGACGCCCCUGCCCCCGGUGCUGGAGCUGGUCACCAUCCUGUCGGUGGGCUUGCGCCUCAACGUGGGCAGCACGACCAAUGUGGUCGGGGAGACCAGCGCGGUACAGGCCGGCGUCUUUGGAGAUCUGCAGAUCCAGUUACCGGGCCUGACGGGGUCGUUGCAAUUAGAAUAUGAAGCGGAUCUCUCCGAGGAUUGGCUGGAGCUCAGUAUGACCAUCCCGGGCAACAAGAAAUGGGAGAACGCGCUGGGAGCGGACUCGUUCCAUGUGAGAUGAUCGCGAGACCUGACCUUCCGUAAGAGUUUCCAAAGCUAACACCCCGCACUCACCAGCUGGACGAAGUCCGAUUCUUCGCAAAGAUCCCUCUUCACACAGCCGCCCCAGCAGACAUAACAACCACCUCUGGGGAUAUCAGCUCUGAUGUUAUCGCUCGCCCCGACCCGCAAGCCCUGCUUUCCAUUGCCGCAACAGCCAGAUGGAAA
Aspergillus fijiensis CBS 313.89 is the source of this 1337-nucleotide messenger RNA. RefSeq lists its product as uncharacterized. The transcript has a single exon. The record is from RefSeq and is a predicted model, not a curated record. Bases 250 to 1131 code for a protein of 293 amino acids. Lineage: Eukaryota; Fungi; Ascomycota; Eurotiomycetes; Eurotiales; Aspergillaceae.